UCGUGCCCAAGUUCCCCCAAACUGUUGUCGUGGGACCACACUCUGCUCCUCUCCCGCUCCCCUCAGCUCCUUCAGGAUCUAGUUUCUCAGGGAUGGCCGCAUCUAUUCUGGAGGUAGGGAAUAUCAUUGAAGAAGCACGCUAUGGCUCCAGUCCUCUGGCUAUGCUAACCGCCACCUGUAACAAGUUUGGAAGCACCAGCCCCAUCAGGGACACCGCCACACCAGGCAAGCACGGAAACACCGCGCCGCUGAAGAAAGCCUACGGGAUGACCUCCGACCUGCACGCCAAGAACGGCCGCGACGCCAGCGGCCUCACGGACUCCUACACUGGCUCCUUCGCGGCGGCCGGAGGCGGGGGAGGGGGAGGACUCCUCCCCCCCUCGGGGAGCCCCCCUCCGUCGGGCGGCGGCUACGCCUCCGAGUACAACCCUUUCUCCCACUCCUUCCAGACCUCGGGCUCCCAGGACCCGUCCCUGCUUGUCUCCAAGGGCCACGGCGCGGCGGACUGCCUGGCCAGCGUCUACACCUCCCUGGACAUGACGCACCCCUACGGCUCCUGGUACAAGACGGGCAUCCACCCGGGCAUCAGCGCCGCCCCGGCCAACAGCACCUCCUCCUGGUGGGACGUCCACCCCAACUCCAACUGGCUGUCGGCCGCCCAGCCGCAGGACUCCGGGGGCCUUCAGGGUUCCCUGCAGCCCGUCGCCCCCCAGGCCUCGCUCAGCCCCCAGCUGCCGAGCUACAGCACCGACUUCACCCCGCUGAACCCCGCCCCGUACUCCUCCGUGGGCCUCGGCUCCUCCUCCCACCUCCUGCAGCCCACACAGCACAUGCUGCCCCAGGACAUGUACAAGCCCAAGCCCGUCCCCGGCACGGGGCUGAUGGAGAGCCAGAUGGGCCUGAAGCCCGCCCGGGGGUCCGGGGGCUACGGCGGCGGCGGCGGCGGCGGAGGAACCCAGAGCCGGUCCUCCUGCGACUGCCCCAACUGCCAGGAGCUGGAGCGCCUGGGGGCGUCGGCCGCCUCCCUGCGGAAGAAGCCCGUCCACAGCUGCCACAUCCCGGGCUGCGGGAAGGUGUACGGCAAGGCCUCCCACCUCAAGGCCCACCUCCGCUGGCACACGGGCGAGCGGCCCUUCGUGUGCAACUGGCUGUUCUGCGGCAAGCGCUUCACGCGCUCGGACGAGCUGGAGAGGCACGUGCGCACGCACACGCGGGAGAAGAAGUUCACGUGCCUGCUGUGCAACAAGCGCUUCACGCGCAGCGACCACCUCUCCAAGCACCAGAAGACCCACGCCGAGACCGCCCUGCAGGGGAAGGGCCCGGGGGGGGAGGGGGAGGCGGACCCCCGGGGAGAGGAGGGCGCGGAGGUCAACAACGGCGCCGGGGCGGGCAACACGGUCGCCGAGGCGAUGAGCAACGGAGAGGAGAAGAACGGCCCGCCCAACGGGGUGGAGAACAGCAGCGGCCUGCUGGAGAUCUGACCCGGCCCCGUGAGGCGCGCUUCAGUCGGGGCUUGGUUUCGCCCGUUGGUCAGGUUGGGUGAUGAGUUGAGGUCACCGGUAAAGGGUAUCAAACCCCUCGGCAGUGUGAGGGUCAGACGGACAAUGUUUGGACAGACUUUGCAACAAAAAAAAAACGGACUCGGCAUGUCACAGGUUUCGAUCCACCUGCCGUGGACCACACACGUGAGCCGCCUCACAUUGGCAUGCCUGUUUAAAUGGGUGUUUCCAACCAUAUGUACGUAAAUAGACAUGCACACACACACACACACACACACACACACACACACACACACACACACACACACACACACACACACACACACACACACACACACACACACACACACACACACACACACACACACGCAACUCAAACAUAAACAUAUGCAAAGUGCAGACACAAACAUGUACAGACAGCAUAAAUAAAUACACAAACAUACACAAAAAAUAUGCAGGGAAUGACUUUUCAGAGAGAGUAAGAGUUGGCCGUACACGUGAGCACACAGACAGGCCACACACACACUCACACAUACCGACUCGAGCACACACACACACACACACACACACACACACACACACACACACACACACACACACAAAGCUAAAUCAAAGGCAUGUAAGUAGUGGGAGGCCCAUAUAAAUGUUUGAAUUUAGAAUGAGAAAUAUGAGGAAAUUGAAUCUACAGUAUGGUAAAGAAAAUAGCUAAGGCCACAAACCAAAGCAGUGAUUCUAGAGAAUUAUUGGGAGAUGCAAUUGUUGAAAGAUUGCAUGCCGAGAGAGAAUUAAGGCCUCACUUACUCAGCAUUAUCCAAAUUAUCCAAAGAUUCCUGACACACUGCCUCUUGUUGCCAAAGAAAAUUUGAUUUAAACAUUGUAUAUGUCAUACGUUUGCCUGUUUGCUUCAUGCUUUGUCUAAUUUAAUUUCAUAUUUACAUAAAAUAAUUAAUUUAUGUCUUAAAUUAUACACAUGGAAGAUUCUCUUGCAGCACACAGGAAAUAUAAUGGCCUGAAAACUGCAAGAUAGUUCAAGCUGGCCAAAAAAUGUUUUGAUUUAAUUAAGCCUUUUGUUCUAUUUAUUGAUUUUAAGGGGGAGACAGUGCUAUGGUGUUUGACGUUUUAUUUAUAAAUCCGGAAGGUAGAAAACUAUCUCCUUACGCCUUUUUAUCGUGAAGUUUACCACACACGUUACAUAAAAGUAACUUUGAAUAGGGGCUUUUCAUUAUUUUUAUAUGCAUUUCCAACAAAAUUACAGAUGUAUAAGAAUAAGAAAAGUGCAUUAUAAAGUAUCUUAUUUUUCUAUGUAUUUUCUGUACUUGGAGAAGGUUGAAACUUUCCUUAAAGAGGAGAUGCCUGAGUAGCUUCAGGUAAAAAAAUAUCACGUAUGUGUAAUAACUGAUGUUGAUUUUAUUGUAUUAUUCAAACUAAAUAUGAGUUGUGCGUUUGUCUCGGAUUGUGAAAUGUGUGUGUAUGUCAAUACUGUCAUUGAAGAUAAAACAUGAACCCUUGUCUUUUUAAACAACACAUGAUAUUCAGUCGUGACUUUCUGGGGACCUUUAUUUGAAAACCUAAAACAACUGAACUGAUUCUUCCUCACUGGUGCUAUUUUGAUAUUAAACUGUUUUGAACGUA
This is a messenger RNA of Gadus morhua (Atlantic cod), 3131 nucleotides long. It is a transcript of the gene sp7, whose product is annotated as Sp7 transcription factor. Gene Ontology annotation, molecular function: DNA-binding transcription factor activity, RNA polymerase II-specific; RNA polymerase II cis-regulatory region sequence-specific DNA binding. Gene Ontology annotation, biological process: regulation of transcription by RNA polymerase II. The transcript has 2 exons. NCBI's taxonomy places the organism in Eukaryota, Metazoa, Chordata, Actinopteri, Gadiformes, Gadidae. Bases 93 to 1481 code for a protein of 462 amino acids. The record is from RefSeq and is a predicted model, not a curated record.